GUUGUGAAAAAUUCUCCAUCGAGCUUACAUUUCGGGUUUUCCCUAGUGCGUUUUCUCAGUUUCUCCAGUCGCGCUCUCGCAAUCUAGUUAGUUUGUUGGUGAUAGCUUCGAGGAAGUGAUUUACAGAUUUGACACAAAACCAAUUCCCUCCAAAGCUACGCAGCCCGGGACCAAUAGCGACAGAGCAGGGAUCACGUGGCCGACCCGAGGUUAUAAAAACGCUCGUCUCCUUCUACCUAGUUCUCUUUUCCACAGUAACUAAAGACGUACAAGUUUAGUGUUAGUGCUUUCAAACAAGGUUCAGAAUGCCAGAAACAACACUGACCAACGGCUACACGAACGGUCACAUCGGAUACGAAAUGGAGGAAGACUCCGAGUUCCUUUUCACGUCGGAAUCCGUAGGAGAGGGACACCCAGACAAAAUGUGCGACCAAAUCAGUGACGCCAUAUUAGAUGCUCAUUUAGAACAGGAUCCCAACGCCAAAGUGGCUUGCGAAACUGUAACAAAAACGGGAAUGAUUUUACUGUGCGGAGAAAUCACAUCAAAGGCAGUUGUAGACUACCAGAAAGUUGUCAGAGAAACAGUUAAACAUAUUGGUUACGAUGAUUCUUCUAAAGGAUUCGACUGGCGCACAUUCAACCUUCUGGUGGCCCUCGAACAACAGAGUCCGAAUAUCGCCAACGGUGUACACGAAAAUAGAGAAGAACCAGAUAUAGGGGCAGGGGAUCAGGGUUUGAUGUUUGGCUACGCGACAGACGAGACGGAUGAAUGUAUGCCCCUGACUGUAGUCUUAGCACACAGAUUAAACCAUAAGAUAGCCGAUCUCAGGAGGUCUGGCGAAUUUUGGUGGGCUCGUCCCGACUCAAAGACACAGGUUACAGCUGAAUAUACAUUUGACCACGGAGCUUGCAUUCCCCAAAGAGUACACACAGUAGUAGUGUCCUUGCAGCAUAGUGAAAAAAUUUCCUUGGACGAACUCCGGGAAGCCGUUAAAGAAAAAGUAAUUAAAGAAGUCAUUCCAGCAAGAUACUUAGAUGAGCAAACAGUAAUCCACAUCAAUCCGUGUGGGUUAUUUAUUAUUGGAGGACCACAGAGCGAUGCAGGUUUAACGGGCCGUAAGAUUAUAGUAGACACGUAUGGCGGGUGGGGAGCACACGGAGGUGGAGCAUUCUCUGGAAAAGAUUUCACGAAAGUAGACAGAUCCGCGGCGUACGCGGCCAGAUGGGUGGCCAAAUCGUUGGUUAAAGCUGGACUUUGCCGACGCUGCCUAGUCCAAGUGUCUUACGCCAUCGGUUUGGCUGAGCCCCUUUCCAUUACAGUAUUCGACUACGGCACCUCCAAACUGACACAGAAGCAACUUCUGGACGUGGUCAAAAACAAUUUCGACCUGAGACCGGGAAAAAUUGUAAAGGAACUGAACCUCAGACACCCCAUCUACCAGAAGACCAGCACCUACGGCCAUUUUGGACGCGAGGACUUCACCUGGGAGCAACCGAAGGUGCUACGCCUAAACUGACAGCCCCUCCUUUACCCCCUCACCGUCUCCUAAAUAACAUUCUUUCUCUGUUCUAGCUCUCCCUAUCGUUUCCUUCAUUAGUAUAGUAAGAUAAAAAUGAAAUCUCUCUGUGAUUGGCACUCUGAACCUUGGCGUACGGUGCCGGCUUUUCUCCAAGGGAAAAAACAAAACGCAUAAAGAGAUGCCCGCAAACGGGAAAGCCGGCAUUCAGAGUAACUGUGGAUGGGUUUGGCCGAGUCUCGGCAUAGCCACAGUGGCGGCCCUGAGUGGGGCGUCGCUGCAAUACAGUGUGAGUGGAAAAGUUCCAUUUCAAGUUAAAGUAUUUCACUCACACAUUUGUGUUGUGUUUACGAGAAAAUUACAAUUUGGAAAAGAGCAUUUCUGUAUACACUCCGGACUAUGCUGGGUACAAGGGCCUGGAUAUUGGCGGUAACUGGUGUAGUAUGGGGCUUCUCUGAGCGGGAAAAUUAGGUGCCGACUAUCUCUUGUACUGAUUGUGUUCAACUUUUUUUUUGACACCGUGCUAUGUUCGAUUGCAACGCACCCGAUUUUUGUUGUGUUAGAAAAGCCCCGCAACUACUUUUGAAGUUUGUUGACUGGGCAUUUGGAAAAAGCUGCCAUUGGUAAAUCAACUUGUAGUAGUUAAUUUUUUUAUUGUUUCAAUAAUUGGAUUUCUUUAGGAAGUAGAUAACAGUAGAAGUUAGGGAAAUUUGUAUAGAUUUUAAAUGUGACUAUUAAUUUAUUGAAAAAAAUUAAUUAUAUAAACCUAAGGUGUAACGUAGAGUAUAUUGUAUUGUAAAAUUGGUGUAAUUUUACUUUUUUUUUCGUAUUUAUCGUUUUAAUAAAUAAUUAUGUCUGAAGCACUCGGGACGAGUUCAACCAAAACGUAUGACGAAAUAUAACAAAGUGAGACUUUCAAAACAUUUUUUAAAGUUAUAUGUUCUGUGUCUACAUUUUCAAAGGAAAGAUGAAUCAAAAAAAUCAUCUUUUAUCUUUGAAAUUAAAGGUAAUACCUAAUGAUAAGUAAUUGACAACAGAAAUAUUUUCCAUUCUACUGGGAGAACCGUUGUGAGUACUUUACUAUCUAUUGAGCGAAAAAAAAAACAAGAACAUUCUUUUUGUCCAAUAAAAACAAACAAUAAAGUAGUCUUAAGGCCA
Molecule: messenger RNA, 2675 nt
Organism: Anoplophora glabripennis (Asian longhorned beetle)
Lineage: Eukaryota; Metazoa; Arthropoda; Insecta; Coleoptera; Cerambycidae
Product: S-adenosylmethionine synthase
Exons: 9
Coding region: 306-1517 (403 amino acids)
Biological process (GO): S-adenosylmethionine biosynthetic process
Cellular component (GO): cytosol
Molecular function (GO): ATP binding; methionine adenosyltransferase activity
Source: RefSeq, a predicted model, not a curated record